AUGGCAGCUCCAGAUGAUAUUCCGACAUUCAAACUUGUUCUUGUAGGAGAUGGUGGUACAGGAAAAACUACUUUCGUUAAACGCCAUUUGACCGGAGAAUUUGAAAAAAAAUACGUUGCCACACUUGGAGUUGAAGUACAUCCUCUUACCUUCCACACUACUCGUGGGCAAAUUAGAUUUAAUGUAUGGGAUACUGCUGGACAAGAGAAAUUUGGAGGUCUACGCGAUGGUUAUUACAUUCAAGGACAAUGUGCUAUUAUCAUGUUUGAUGUAACUGCUCGUGUAACAUACAAGAAUGUCCCCAAUUGGCAUAGAGAUUUGGUUCGUGUAUGUGAAAAUAUUCCAAUUGUAUUGUGUGGAAACAAAGUUGAUGUGAAAGAUAGGAAAGUUAAGGCUAAGACAAUUACUUUCCACAGAAAGAAAAAUCUUCAAUAUUAUGAUAUUUCUGCAAAAUCUAAUUACAACUUUGAGAAGCCUUUCCUUUGGUUGGCUCGUAAGCUUCUUGGAGAUCCUAAUCUUGAAUUUGUUGCUAUGCCAGCUCUAGCUCCACCAGAAGUUCAAAUGGAUCCAACUCUUGUUGCUAAAUAUGAACAAGAGAUUGCUGAAGCCGCUAAUGUUGAACUUCCGGAUGAUGAUGAGGAUCUCUAA
Molecule: messenger RNA, 648 nt
Organism: Strongyloides ratti
Lineage: Eukaryota; Metazoa; Nematoda; Chromadorea; Rhabditida; Strongyloididae
Product: GTP-binding nuclear protein Ran
Exons: 2
Coding region: 1-648 (215 amino acids)
Biological process (GO): ribosomal subunit export from nucleus; protein import into nucleus
Cellular component (GO): cytoplasm; nucleus
Molecular function (GO): GTPase activity; GTP binding
Source: RefSeq, a predicted model, not a curated record